CGGUCCCGCGGGCCCUCCGGCGGAGCUGGCGGUGGUCUUUCUGCUGGAGCGGCGAGGCGGGGAGCAGUGCUGACUUUCUGUAGCGACAGGAAGUUGGAAACUGAAAGUACAGUAAUUCGGAGCUCUCCAGGGCCCGUGAGGCUGCGGCUCUCCUCGGACUUUGAUCUCCUGUGGGGCGCAGGGUCAGCCGCGUCUCUGCCUCCCCCCAGCUCGCUCUUCAUCCGGUGUCGAGUUUCAUUUCUUUUUCUGCUUCUCUCCAGCAUCCCCCCGCCCCCUGACUUUCCGCUUAAGGUACAGCUGCCCCAGGCUGGUGGUGUCUGCGUUCCUAGGAAGAGCGACUGGAAACGUCUUUUGGAGGCGGAAUACUAAUUGGUCCUGGCGGGAAAUAAGGGGUGUUGUUGACUGAAGUAGUCACAAGAUGUACAGCUGGCUUUUCCCAGGCUGUUGCUGUUUGACGUUUAGGGCAUUUAAGUAAAGACUAGAGUUUUCCUCCUCCUCAGAACUGCUCGCCUAUCUCUUUGGUUGGUGGAUCAGAGCCUCCCUCCACCCUUGUCUCCCACCCACCACCCCACUGCGUGAAAAACUUGGUACGUCAAUAUUUAGGACUGGCAGUGGUGUUUUCGUUAAGAUGUAGUGUGAUUCAAUUUUCCUGCCUCGGGAAUUCUCUCUUUGAUUUUAUUUAAACAUUAAAACUGCAUGAAUGGAAUCCGUCACAUUCUUAGCUCUUGGCUAUGGACAGUGCUAUCACCCUGUGGCAGUUCCUCCUUCAGCUCCUACAGAAGCCUCAGAACAAGCACAUGAUCUGCUGGACGUCUAAUGAUGGGGAGUUCAAGCUUCUGCAGGCAGAAGAGGUGGCUCGUCUCUGGGGCAUUCGAAAGAACAAGCCUAAUAUGAAUUAUGACAAACUCAGCCGAGCCCUCAGAUACUAUUACGUAAAGAAUAUCAUUAAAAAAGUGAACGGUCAGAAGUUUGUGUACAAGUUUGUCUCUUACCCAGAGAUUUUGAAGAUGGAUCCAAUGACAGUAGGCAGGAUUGAGGGAGACUGUGAAGCUUUAAGCUUUAGUGAAGUCAGCAGCAGUUUCAGAGAUGUGGAGAAUGGAGGGAAAGAGAAGCCACCUCAUCCUGGCGCCAAGACCUCUAGCCGCAAUGACUAUAUACACUCUGGCUUAUAUUCUUCCUUCACUCUCAACUCUUUGAACUCCUCCAAUAAGAAGGUUUUCAAAUCUAUAAAGAUUGAGAAUCCAGCUGAGAAAUUGGCAGAGAAAAAAUCUCCUCAGGAGCCAGCACCAUCUGUCAUCAAAUUUGUAACAACACCUUCCAAAAAGCCACCAGUUGAACCUGUCGCUGCCGCCAUUUCUACUGGCCCAAGUAUUUCUCCAUCUUCAGAAGAAACUGUCCAAGUGCUGGAGACUUUGGCUUCCCCCAAACUGCCUUCCCUGGAAGCCCCAGCCUCUGCAUCCAAUGUAACUGCUGCUUUUACUGCCACGCCUCCUGUUUCGUCCAUGCCCCCUUCUUUGCAGGAGCCUCCUAGAACACCUUCGCCACCGCUGAGUUCUAACCCAGACAUUGACACAGACAUCGAUUCGGUGGCUUCUCAGCCAAUGGAACUUGCAGAGAACUUGCCACUGGAGCCUAAAGACCAGGAUUCAUUUUUGCUAGAAAAGGACAAAACAAAUAAUUCAUCAAGAUCCAAGAAGCCUAAAGGAUUAGAGCUGGCACCCACCCUUGUGAUCACAGGCAGUGAUCCGAGCCCACUGGGAAUAUUAAGUCCAUCUCUCCCUACAGCUUCUCUUACGCCAGCACUUUUUUCACAGACGCCCAUCUUACUGACUCCGAGCCCCUUGCUCUCCAGUAUCCACUUUUGGAGUACUCUUAGCCCUGUUGCUCCCCUGAGUCCAGCCAGACUGCAAGGUGCUAACACCCUUUUCCAGUUUCCUUCUGUACUGAACAGUCAUGGGCCGUUCACUCUGUCUGGCCUGGAUGGACCUUCCACCCCUGGCCCAUUUUCCCCAGAUCUACAGAAAACAUAACCUAUGCACUUGUGGAAUGAAAGAACAAAGGAAUAAAGAAGCGGGGACGUUCAACAUGAUUAUAUUUGAAGUGAGCAAUUGAUAGUUCCACAAUGCUGAUAAUAGACUAUUGUGAUUUUUGCCGUUCCUCAUUGAAAUGCCUUUUUAGGUUUUCCUUUGAAUAAGACUCAAAUUGGACUAUGUAUAAAAAUGCCUUAAUUGGAGUCCUAA
Messenger RNA from Diceros bicornis minor, 2240 nucleotides. It is a transcript of the gene ELK4, whose product is annotated as ETS transcription factor ELK4. Gene Ontology annotation, biological process: regulation of transcription by RNA polymerase II; cell differentiation. The record is from RefSeq and is a predicted model, not a curated record. The coding region runs from base 732 to 2030 and encodes 432 amino acids. Gene Ontology annotation, cellular component: nucleus. The transcript is spliced from 5 exons. NCBI's taxonomy places the organism in Eukaryota, Metazoa, Chordata, Mammalia, Perissodactyla, Rhinocerotidae. Gene Ontology annotation, molecular function: DNA-binding transcription factor activity, RNA polymerase II-specific; sequence-specific DNA binding.